Messenger RNA from Capronia epimyces CBS 606.96, 714 nucleotides. RefSeq lists its product as uncharacterized. The record is from RefSeq and is a predicted model, not a curated record. NCBI's taxonomy places the organism in Eukaryota, Fungi, Ascomycota, Eurotiomycetes, Chaetothyriales, Herpotrichiellaceae. The coding region runs from base 1 to 714 and encodes 237 amino acids. The transcript has 5 exons. Gene Ontology annotation, molecular function: oxidoreductase activity.
AUGCCGCCCUAUACUAACCAAGGGCCUGUCAGCGCCGACGUGGAUUUCGACACAGGCGGCGUCAAGGGCAAGACGGCCAUAGUCACUGGCGGAGCCAAUGGAAUAGGUGAGGCAUACGUGCGUGCUUUGACCAAAGCUGGUGCAUUUGUUGUCAUCGCAGAUUUAGAUGAGGAGGAGGGGACCAGACUCGAGAAAGAACUGGGCAGGCAAGACACUCACUGUGACAAUGCGAUUUCGGUGAAAUUCGUCAAGUGUAAUGUGAUCAUCUGGGCCGAUCAGCUUGCCGUGUUCAAGACAGCAUUGUCCUCUUCUCCUUCUGGAAGGGUCGACAUAGUCAUUGCCAAUGCUGGUAUUAGUGGAGCAGACUCCGUGUUCUGGAACGACGUCGAGGCUGAAGAGCCCGAAGAGCCCAAGCUGAACGUGCUCAACGUCAAUCUGACCGGCGUCUUAUACACCACCAAACUCGCGCUCCAUUACUUCCGCCGGCAGAAUGCCUUGAACAAAGGGGAACCUCUCGACCAGGUACUCAUCUUGCAGGGGAGUCUGGCUGGCUAUAUCGAUCUCCCAGGAGCCCUUCAAUAUGCGGCCUCAAAGUACGGUCUUCGUGGAAUCAUGAAGUCUUUGCGCAGGACCGAAUGGGAGCAUAACAUCCGAGUUGCCUAUAUCGCGCCUUGGUUGGUCAAGAUGCAAAUGACCUUGGCCAAGGAUCCUUGA